This is a messenger RNA of Xyrauchen texanus (razorback sucker), 515 nucleotides long. RefSeq names its product cytochrome c oxidase subunit 7A2, mitochondrial. The transcript is spliced from 4 exons. NCBI's taxonomy places the organism in Eukaryota, Metazoa, Chordata, Actinopteri, Cypriniformes, Catostomidae. The record is from RefSeq and is a predicted model, not a curated record. Gene Ontology annotation, biological process: mitochondrial respirasome assembly; regulation of oxidative phosphorylation; mitochondrial electron transport, cytochrome c to oxygen. The coding region runs from base 124 to 375 and encodes 83 amino acids.
GGCAGUAAUGCGCCUCUCGAGGCUUAAUCAGCCUCAAACCGAGCAGAAGGAAGUGACAUUUUCCAGUGUCCUUGUGCUGGUGUAGCUUCUUGAGCAUUGUGAUCUGAAGGAGAAAUUAUCACAAUGUUUAGACACUUAAGGACCCUGCACCAGGUUACCAGACGGACCAUAACCAGUAGUACACCCAGACAGCUGGAGAAUAAAGUCCCGGCAAAGCAGAAGCUUUAUCAGGAAGACAACGGUAUGCCAGUUCAUUUGAAGGGAGGCGCUAGAGAUGCUCUCUUGUAUAGGGCAACAAUGGCCCUUACUGUCUUUGGGUGCGGUUAUGUGGUGUAUACAUUGAUUAAUGCAGCUAUGCCCAAGAAGAAGGAAUGAACAUGCCCCUCUAUUCAUGUGUCUGAGUUGUAAAGAUGAUUAAUCCUCAGAAUUAUAUGUCCUGACAUUUAUUUUGAAUACAUUGGUUUAAUAUUUAUUGAUUGUAAUAUACAUAGCAAUCACAUUUAAUAAAACUUUCC